AGAAUCACUGGAGAGUGAUAACAUUUUCCCUUCAGCUUUUGGAUUUUUAUUCCAAAUUGUUUUGUAUAUAUCCUACUAUGAAUCUUCCAUCACUGAUAUUCAUAUUUCUGUUCAUUCUCUUAGGAACCACUGAAAGUACCACUACUUUGAAAGAUCUGAAAGAAAGCUCCAAAGAGCUAGAAGAACGCAUGUCAGAAGGGAAGAUUUCCCACAGAAGUGCGGUGUAUAGAGCAAGGCCAUCUUCUGAUUUGCAUACUGAAAUCGACAGUGCAAGAGCUAAGCAAGAGGACUACAAGCUAAAACUCCUGCUAAUUGUGACUGUGAUGAUUUUCAUGCUUUCCCUAUUCCUGGCAAGUGUCUGCCUUGGUCUGUUCUGUAGACUGAAGAAAAUGGCGAUUCCUAAUGAUACCAGUGACCAGGUGCAAGACAUUAGACCAGAUCUGGCCCACCUAUCUUAUUUCAAACCACUGAAAGAUGUAUCUGACACAUCCUUCUCCCGAACAAAUAGCUCAGAGUGGAGUGGUCCGCCUGUGCUGAUGCAGCAGAAAUAA
Messenger RNA from Tachyglossus aculeatus (Australian echidna), 551 nucleotides. It is a transcript of the gene EQTN, whose product is annotated as equatorin. The transcript is spliced from 4 exons. Gene Ontology annotation, biological process: endocytosis; fusion of sperm to egg plasma membrane involved in single fertilization; acrosomal vesicle exocytosis. Gene Ontology annotation, cellular component: plasma membrane. The record is from RefSeq and is a predicted model, not a curated record. Lineage: Eukaryota; Metazoa; Chordata; Mammalia; Monotremata; Tachyglossidae. The coding region runs from base 78 to 551 and encodes 157 amino acids.